GUCCUCUGCUUGUCAGAAGCAGAUCGUUUUUGAUAUGAGCGUUGACGUGCCGUCCGUUGCGUUGCCCAGCGGGGCACGGAUGCCCAUGGUGGGGCUUGGCGUGUACAAGGCCGCAGCCGGCGAAGAGACUUACGAGUCGGUUCUGUCGGCUUUGCGUCUAGGCUACCGCCACAUCGACACCGCGCGGCUGUACGAGAACGAGGCCGACGUGGGUCGCGCAGUGCGGGACUCCGGCAUUAAUCGCGAGCAGAUCUUCAUCACAAGCAAGCUGCGCGAGUUCCACUGGGGAUACGAGAAGGCGCUUGAGGGUGCGCGCUCCAGCAACGACCUCAUCGGCUGCGGCUACAUUGAUCUGUUCCUGUUACAUCAGCCCUUCGACCCCACGCUGCGCGCUGAUACCUGGCGUGCGCUCGAGGAUCUGCAGAAGGAAGGCAUCCUGCGCGACAUCGGCGUGUCCAAUUUCGGAGAGCCACAUUUGACUAAACUGGCCGAGACGUGGAGGGUCAAACCAGCCGUGAACCAGAUCGAAUUGCACCCGUGGCUCACGAGAAAGCCACUAGUCAAAUACUGCGAGGAGAAUGGCAUUCAUGUCCAAGCCUUCUCGCCUCUGGCUAGAGUGAAGAAGAUCGACGAUCCGAGACUUAUUGAACUAGCCAAGGAAGUACAGGCUACACCAGCCCAGGUACUGAUUGCGUGGGAUCUGGCCAAGGGAUACACCACGCUGCCCAAGUCGGUGCACGAAGCAAGACAGAAGGAGAACCUGGAAGCGGCUAAAGUGAAGCUGACGCCGGAGCAAGUGGCACGUCUGGAUGCGUUCAACGAGGAUUUCUACUCCGGCACAGACCACGUCAGUAACUCUGUUGUCUAAGAACAGAGUUUGUCACAUUCAGUUUAGCAUCGAAAGAGCCUUCUGUGGUUCCUAACUGAAGGCUGAACGCUGCGUUUGUCUAACACGUUGACGACAUAUAUUUCCAGCAGCAACUGUGUUGCUUCCCUUGCCACCGCCUGCUUAUAGAUGAUCUUCGCUCGACGUGAUGAGGGACUGUGGCAAGUGACCGGUCUCGUUCACUGCCGUGACCUUGAUAGGCCGAUUAGCACACACGUCGAUGCGAGUGAUGCCGCAGUGGUUGAUCUCGAAGUGACCCCACGUGUUCGCGGGGUCUAUACCGAGUGCACGACACAGGAAGAACCGGAUCAGGUUGGCAUGACACACAAGUACGCAGUAGGACUCCUCGUCGCUCUCGUCUUGAGCUUCGCCUGAGCUCAAGAAGAACCUGUUGAAAGCUUUCUGCAUCCGUUCGACGUCCAUACGACUUCGUUCCUGUAUGGCAUCAUACGCGCUAUUGUCGCGUGCACCUGCAGCUCCUCCAUAUGCAGGAUUGGACGAGUAUGGCAGUCCAGGCCAGCCUUCACGUAGCAAUGGGCUCGGGUUUAGCAACACCUCGCCAAAGUUGUUGGCGAUAAUAGCAGCAGUCUCCACUGCACGCGUCAUAUCACUGUGGUAGACAGUGACAUCGUGUCGAGUAGGGACGCGGUUGUGUGCCAUUGCCAGGCAUUUGCCGGUUUGCUCUGCCUGUUGUCUUCCCAUCUGCGAGAGCACUUGCUCUGAGUCUGAUACUUGAGGCACAUGAGCGUUAAUGUAGUGGCCGUGUCGAACUAGGAUAAUGUGCUUCGUACUGGGUGGCGUGGCGUACACGAAUUCACCUAGAGACGACUGCACUUGAGGCUCUAGUUUUUGGUUUCUUUGCUCAUUUUGCUGGUCUCCA
Molecule: messenger RNA, 1766 nt
Organism: Phytophthora nicotianae INRA-310
Lineage: Eukaryota; Oomycota; Peronosporomycetes; Peronosporales; Peronosporaceae
Exons: 1
Coding region: 35-868 (277 amino acids)
Molecular function (GO): oxidoreductase activity
Source: RefSeq, a predicted model, not a curated record